UUCGUGGACACACUUCCCUCGUUCCAGCUGCAUACUUCCGCUACCACUCUCUCUCUCUCUCUCUCUCUCUCUCUCUAAAUAUUUUCUCUCUCUUCCCCUCUCUGUGUGGACGCUUUCCGUGCAUAAUCACAACAUUUUGAGAGUGUUUCAUUUUGCAGAGGUUCUCAAGACAAGAGAGCCUGAUAUUACUAUAUCAGAGCCAGGAAGACCUAGUUCGAGUUCAAGCGUCAAGGAUAUCUGCCUCUUUCCACUCGUCCCUCUUUUCUAGGGUUUCAGGGAAUCUCUUAGCUAAAAUUCAGUGGCGUUGUCUACACCUUUGCAUCACAUUUUUUAGGUGGAGAUGAUGAUCCUUGUGCCAUCCAAAAGACCCCUGUAUGAUCUCCCAUAGAAGGGACCUGCUAGUGAAAAGUACGCGUUCCAACAAUUUCGCUCAAUGCUCUGAAUAUCCAUUCCAAAACGUUCAAUAGUUAGUCCACCAUUCACUGAUAGUUGGAUACUGUGCCAAAAAGGAAAAGGGGGUUAAAGAGUUUCCUUGCACUCUCUCUCUUCAUUAGUUACGAUGAGGGAUUCCGAAAAUGCCCUUCCUCCUUCCAAAAAGAGGGUUGCGGGUAGGGAGCUUUCACGUGAUAACCCAGAUCGUGAUGAUGAAGACGAUGCUCCCGAUGAAGAGAGUGGGACCUUUCAAAAAGCAAGUGAGGAAGUAUUGGCCUCUCGAAGGAUGGUCAAAGUGCGCCGAAACCCACCUCCUACUUCAACUGCUUCCUCCAAUCCUUUUGCAAGUGUUCGCUUGGUUCCCCCUUCAAUCCCUCCCGUUGAUAAUGAGGCCGAGCCUUCCACAAGUCUGACCGAAACCACUGUUGUGUCUCAAGAGGCUGCUGAUGCAUACACUUCAAAAGUGAAAGUUGGGUCUUCUGUUGUGGCCGAAUCUAAGGAGAAUAAGGAAGGAAUAGAGAAAAAAUCAACUGAGCUGAGUGGAGAAGCCACCGAUGCUUCCAUAAAUGAACCAAAUGGCAAAAAAGAAGGCGGGGACGAGUCUAAAGGUGACACUGAUGUGCCAAAAGAAGCAUCGGAAGCCACUGAUAAGGUGGACUCUGUGAAGGAGACCACUGACUCGGAUGAAACAAAGAAAGAUGAGGAGGAGGCUAAAAAGAGAAGUGAGGAGAAAACUGGUGAAGGGGACGGCAAUGGAGCUUCAACAGCGGCAGCUGCUCCUUUCAGUUCAUUUCAGCAGCUUUCUAGUGGCCAGAAUGCCUUUACGGGGCUUAGUGGAACUGGGUUUUCGAGCUCUUCAUUUUCUUUUGGAACCAUCCCAAUAGAGGGUUCAUUCGGGUCAGGGGCUUCUACAUUUGGGGGCUUUGGUUUGGCCGCAGGGCCCCUGUUUGGGUCAAACAAUGAUAAGAACACCAAAAAUGGAAGUUCUUCUCAUCAACUCUUUGCUUCUUCGACUGGUUCAAAUGAUGUGACUAAAUCUAGUGGCAGUUCUUUGACACCCAUGCCUGAGGUUCCUUUGGAAACUGGCGAAGAGAACGAGAAAUCUGUUUUCACUGCUGAUGCAGUAUUAUUUGAAUAUUUGGAAGGAGGCUGGAAAGAGAGAGGAAAGGGUGAACUCAAACUGAAUGUUUCGACAACCGACAGUGGGAGGGCGAGGCUUGUGAUGAGAGCUAGAGGCAAUUAUAGACUGAUAUUGAACUCAAAUCUUUAUCCCGACAUGAAGCUCACCAAUAUGGAUAAAAAGGGCAUCACGUUUGCCUGUGUGAAUAGUGCAAGUGAAAGGAAGGAUGGGCUUUCUCUCUCUACAUUUGCCUUAAAGUUCAAGGACAGUUAUUUGGUGGAGGAGUUUAGAGGAGCUGUGACUGCUCACAAAGGUAAACAAACUGCAGUUUUGAAGACCCCCGAGAAUUCCCCGAAGGCCAAUGAUGAUUGAAUCCGAGUAUUUCCUUACAAAGGUUGGAACCACUAUAGAGUAUCGAUAAAAAUUUUACUUGCUGUCUGUCUUCUUCUUAGUUUUGGUUUUUUGUUAUGUUUUAAGUUUCGGAGGUCUCAAGUCUUAAUGCAUGGGGAUAUUCUAAAAUAAGGAGCCUCAUGUAUCUGGCCAUGAGGGCCUAUGAUAAUUUUUGAAUCACUUGUUACUAUGUAGUGAAAUAGGUGGGUUUUCUUGUUUCAGUUACAGGAAGUCUAUUUUGCUAGUAUGGUGAUCUCAUUUGUACUGCUAUGGACAAAAAGGUAUAUUAAGAUGUGGUCUACAAACUUGAGGUGGUGCAUCGGCAUUAAUGCUUAACAUAAUUUUACGGAAUCUCUUUGGAUGGUUACAA
Messenger RNA from Amborella trichopoda, 2312 nucleotides. RefSeq names its product NUP50 (Nucleoporin 50 kDa) protein. Lineage: Eukaryota; Viridiplantae; Streptophyta; Magnoliopsida; Amborellales; Amborellaceae. Gene Ontology annotation, biological process: intracellular transport. The record is from RefSeq and is a predicted model, not a curated record. Gene Ontology annotation, cellular component: nuclear pore.